GUAAUCACUCAUCCAUAUCAAAGAAAACUAAACAAGAAUAUAUAUAUAUAAAGAAAAAUGCUUGAUAAGCUUAUCGGAGGAGUUACCGGAGGAGUUGCCGGAGGUAUUAUUGGAACGGUCGAUGGGUUUGCUAGAGGGGCCGGAUUAUGCCCCAAUAAUAACCAGAGCAACGGUCGCCGCUUCGAGAAUCACAAUAAGCCGCGUCCCGUCAACCAUGGCAAUGGUAACGGCGGUGCAGCAGUGGUGAAGCCUUCAGAGAACUGCGGCGGCCGCCGCCAGAAAGACAGGGAGUAAAAGGACUCAAGACCGUACCCAGUAAUAAUGAUGUAUCCUAAAUAAUAAAUGUAUCCCAAAAAAUAAAUGCACUAAAACCAAAUAGGGGCCCUUUUCAUAAAAAGUGUUCUUGUUUGAUUACCUUGUGACUAUACUAUUAUGUACAUGUUGUUGUUGCUACUUAUGUUUAAUAUAAUUGAUGCAUAUUAUUAGCUGAUC
Arabidopsis lyrata subsp. lyrata is the source of this 492-nucleotide messenger RNA. RefSeq lists its product as uncharacterized. The record is from RefSeq and is a predicted model, not a curated record. The coding region runs from base 58 to 294 and encodes 78 amino acids. The transcript has a single exon. Lineage: Eukaryota; Viridiplantae; Streptophyta; Magnoliopsida; Brassicales; Brassicaceae.